AUGGAGGAUUUUAUCAAACCUACAACCCGCAAGUCACCGGACAAAAUUAUCCUCCAUGUCGGCACUAAUGAUCUGAAAAAUUCUACGCCGAAAGUUAUUACCGAUUCUAUUUUGAAUCUGACAACCCAAAUCAAAGAGGAUUCUCCUAACUCCAUG
This is a messenger RNA of Paramuricea clavata, 156 nucleotides long. NCBI's taxonomy places the organism in Eukaryota, Metazoa, Cnidaria, Anthozoa, Malacalcyonacea, Plexauridae. The record is from the annotation of a GenBank genome assembly.